AUGUCCGGAACCCUAGUUUAUUCCGCCGGUAACUCUCUUCGAUUCUCGCCGGGAAAUAGCCUCCCUCAGCCUAAGACAAUCAGAUCCUUUAACAGAACCGCCCGGUUUCCCACCGGUGCUCCGUCGUUUAGGGCUUCGGCGCAGACGCUUAACGCCGAGCCAGCUGUAAUGGAAUCCGUUCGCCGACGAGCGUCGAGCCUCUACGAAUUGCUGAAAGUGAAUGAAACGGCGUCGUUGACGGAGAUUAAGACGGCGUACCGGAGCUUAGCGAAGGUUUACCAUCCAGACGCGUCGGAAUCGGACGGUCGUGAUUUCAUGGAGAUCCACAAAGCUUACGCGACGCUCUCUGAUCCGACAACAAGAGCGAUCUACGAUUCGACGCUCGGAGCACGACGGAGACGGGUACACGCUGGUGCGAUGGGUCGGACGGGUCGGGUUUACACGACGACCCGGAGAUGGGAAACGGAUCAGUGUUGGUAA
Arabis nemorensis is the source of this 480-nucleotide messenger RNA. Lineage: Eukaryota; Viridiplantae; Streptophyta; Magnoliopsida; Brassicales; Brassicaceae. The record is from the annotation of a GenBank genome assembly.